This is a messenger RNA of Echinococcus granulosus, 2445 nucleotides long. RefSeq lists its product as hypothetical. Lineage: Eukaryota; Metazoa; Platyhelminthes; Cestoda; Cyclophyllidea; Taeniidae. The transcript has 7 exons. The record is from RefSeq and is a predicted model, not a curated record. Bases 1 to 2445 code for a protein of 814 amino acids.
AUGUCACGUUGGUUGCCGGGGCCUCAGGGGGAGCUCGGCCACCACAGCUCGAAGGGAAAACCCGAUGCUACUAAUAUUUCGACUAAUCAAACAGAUGUAAUUGCCCUCAACCCGAGGAAGUCCUACACCUCAACCAAUUUCCCCGCAACACAGCUUGAUGUGAUGCGAUGCGCGUUGCCUAGUUCUCCCUCUCAGUGUGUUUCUGUUAAUGCGACAGUGUCCCACCUGGCUGAAACUUGGCCGAGAUGGUCCCAGCUCUCGCAGGCGUACGUUGCCGAACUUUGGCAUGUUUUGGAUCCAUCAAGGGGUGCCACGCCCUGGCUGCAUUUUUGUCCUCAGGAGCAACUGUGGCAUGAGAACGGAGCCACUGAAGCUGGAAUAGUCACUGAUAUUCAUCUGAAAAAGGCCACCGGUGUUAACUUGGCGGGGCCUCCGUUACCUCGUGUUCCUGCAGUAAAUGCAAGCGUUACCCAUCCCACUGUUUCUACUCCGAUGGAUGAUCAGCGCAUGCCUUUGGAGCAGAAAUUAGCGCCAACCACCCUCCCCAUCGUCCCCGAGGCAUCCAUCGCUCCCGCAUCGGUCCUAUCGACACCGCCACCUACGUCGCCAGUACCGCUGUUACCACUUCCCGACAUCAUCUCGGUGGCCUUCUCCUCACAUUCUGUAUCUCAUCUAAUAGGUCGGCGGAUUCAUUAUUUCUCCUCUCUCUCCCGCAAGAGUCACUCAUUUCCCUCCCGUCUGUGCACUGAACCUAUUCCUGAGGUCGUAGUCGUUGACGAAACAGCCGGUGACUCCACGAAAGCUGGUCUUUUAAGGAGAACUCCAAGUCCACCUUCCGAAGAAGCGCUGGAAGCGGAGGAAAGCCCUUCGACACCGACCCACAAAAAUUGCAACAGCGCAGCUGACCCCAAUAAUCACUACCUCCAACUCAAUGUCGACAACUUAAUGGGCUCGCAUAUCAAGAGCAUUGCCAAGUACACCGUGUCGGAUGCAGGAGGCGGUGCAGAGAGUGGAGGAGUGGGAGGAAGUGGUGGAGGAGGGGAUGAGAGAGGAGUAGGUCUCAGAGACGAGAUGCCAUCAGAGGAAACAAUCCACCACGUUCUGGCCUACCUCUCCAGCAUUACACGCCCCUCAAAGGCCGUCAAUGUGGAGAACGAGCCUUCCCGAACCAGCAACACGUUUAGACAACCGACGGUCAAGUUUUCACCCAAUCCUCUCAUGAUUCCUCCUGAUCAGACCCAAGAUGGAUUCUAUGUGGAACCAUUGAUAGUUGGCGUCAAUCGACUUACCACGAAGGUAGGCUCCCAAUCCUCCGAAAUCAGUAGAACUUCCUCCACAAAAAAGACCUCCAGUGGAGGUGUUCAACUGCGUAGGUCAAAGCGAUGCCUCACUGGCUACACCUCUCAGGGCAGCAGUAGUCUGGGUGUUUCUAGUGGUGGAAGUGGUGGUAGUGUUGGAUCCAAUAAUCGCAGCCGUAUCUGCUCGCAUCGUGACAAUGACGAGCUUUUUGCAGAUCUCACUUAUGCCCCAUCUGCCUCCUCACGUCACACCACUCUUUGGCAAAUGUCGAAGGGGUCCACUUGUGAACGAUCUUCAGUCUCCUUCGAGACGGGAAAUAUGUCUAUGUUGGAGGAAUCAUGCUCCAUUGAUGACGACGGGAAGAAUCAUAAGCGUCCGCGAACCGCUAGUGAUGCAGGAACGAAGUGGAAGACUAGCAUAACCGCUCCCAUCAGGUUCCUUCCAUCCAGCAGCCAGAUUACUGACGCCGUAUCACGUCCACGAGCGCGUUCACUGACUCAACAACUAGCCACAAAGCCGCUUAGCCAACCCAUUGGAGUAAAGGAUCUAGAAGGAAUGCCCUCCAGUGACACCUACAACGGUUGUGUGCAACUAGGUUCACGUUCAAGCUCUACAACUUCGACUUCUAAAAGCAUCAGACGGGCUCUGGAACACGUGCUUGGAAGACCUCGAUCCACGGAAGAAAGGGAUGGUCUAGUAGCUAGUACAAUGUCUCCGAGUCACCAUUACAACCCUAAUCACCAAUUACAGCAGAAUAAAAUCCAGCUACAAGACUCAGAGAUCUACGUGGAAAUGGACUUCCCACUAACGAACCCGUCGCACGUUGCCGCCGAACUGCCUCCAGAGAUGCGAAAUGCCCUAAGAGGCUCCCUUCUCAUAACGCCAUCAGACUCCCUCUCUUCAAACUCCUCCUGCCUCUCCUUUUACGGUGGUGGUGGUAGUGGUGGGAGGCAGCCGAUGCCUCUAUCUCGCAACACUCCGGGAGUGAGUUUCAGCGAGCACUACAGUUUUAUAUUUAGUCAGGCAGUGGCCUCAACGAUCUCAGCUUCCAGAACACCCUUCCUAAUGAAGCCUUCGAACGCAGGCACCACCACUAGCACUAACACUGCUGGCUGUGAUAUCCCUUCGCCGACCACGGCGCACUGA